AUGAAACAGGAAAAAAUAUUGGAGCUUUCUACCGUCACAGCUUUAGCAUUAUUACAGUCAGGAAAUCACGCUCAUGCCUUGCUCGCAGCUCAACAGUUUCUCGUCCUAGCGGGCGACAUUUACGGAGUGAACGAUUUGCGAUUAAUACCAGCGUACACUCUUUUGGCGGAAAUCUGCAUCGGACUUAACAAACACCGUGAAGCGGACCAGCACCUGCAAAAAGCGAACUGGGUUAUCAAACGUAAUCAAGAAGAUGAGACAAUUAACCAAGUCUUUUCUCGGCUUUACCGGGCCAUGGGAUUGCUUGAAGCAGCCAAGGGAAAUACUGAAGAUGCAUCAAGACUAUUCGCAGAACAAGUAUUUUACGCUUCGCUGUGGGCUGGAACAGAAUCAAUCGGCGCCGCUUGUGGAUAUUUCAACUUGGCGAAUAUGGCCGCCCGAAAUCCAGGAAUGAUGCAAGUUGCGAUUAGUUUCUACGAGAGGACGCUCGACUGCUGGCUUCAACUUUUGGCAGAUGAGAAUUUGGAUAUUCCGGUGUUAGAAAAGGGCGAGACUUUUAACAUGCUCAAGGCGAUUGCAGAAACGAUGGAAUCAAUCUCAGCCGAGUCUCAGAGCACCGCAAAAGCACUCACAACCCUGGCUUGGUUUAGCGAACGAAUCGGUGAACCGAACGACUCGAUCAAGACUCGCGCAACAGAACUUGUGCAGAAACUAAAGCUAUCCAACUGUAAUAUUCUUCAAUAUGUUUCAUAA
Molecule: messenger RNA, 753 nt
Organism: Oikopleura dioica
Lineage: Eukaryota; Metazoa; Chordata; Appendicularia; Copelata; Oikopleuridae
Source: the annotation of a GenBank genome assembly